Molecule: messenger RNA, 1593 nt
Organism: Penicillium brevicompactum
Lineage: Eukaryota; Fungi; Ascomycota; Eurotiomycetes; Eurotiales; Aspergillaceae
Gene: cp9
Product: putative serine carboxypeptidase
Exons: 2
Coding region: 1-1593 (530 amino acids)
Biological process (GO): apoptotic process; proteolysis
Cellular component (GO): trans-Golgi network
Molecular function (GO): serine-type carboxypeptidase activity
Source: RefSeq, a predicted model, not a curated record
AUGAACAUCCCUGCAUUCCUCUAUUUUUUCAAUCUGCUAUGGGCAUCGCCUAGCAUCGUCUUCACCCGGGGUCUUGAUUAUCCUCAAGCAGCUCCGUUCAAAGUAGAGUCUCUACCUGGGAUUUCGUCAUUGCCGCCGAGCUGGGCUGGUCGGAUUCCUGUUCCAGGAGCCAAGAAGGACAAUGAUAUCUUCUUCUGGCUGUUUGAAUCAGAAAAGCCAGUUUAUGACGACAACUUAAUCAUCUGGUUCAACGGCGGUCCAGGUUGCUCAUCACUAAUAGGCCUCGCGACAGGCAAUGGCCCCUUCUCCUUUGAUGGAAACUCUACAAAUCUUGUCCGAAACCCUCACUCAUGGACACAAUUGGGCAAUGUGCUUUAUGUUGAUCAGCCUGUCGGCACUGGUUUGUCCACGGCCAGUGUUCCAUACCCCGUGCGCGACAACGGCCAGGUUACAACAGACUUUGCAGCUUGGCUAAUUGGCUUCUUUGAAUACUUCCCACAUUUGCAAUCAAAGAAGAUUCACCUGAUGGGCGAGUCAUACGCCGGGAUCUACAUUCCCUACAUCACAUCCCAGCUUCUCAAAAGCAACACCUCUGUCCCUUUGAACAUUGCUUCUAUAUCCCUGGGCGAUGGAUCAUGGGGAAAUGGAGCAGCUAUGUCAUCAGUCGCCACGGGCAGAUACCUCCGAUCCCAAUCAGCUCUUCUUGGAAUACCAGAAGACAUUCUCUCGGUCUUCUCCGAAGCAGACGAAAGCUGUGGCUUCAACAAAGUAUUAGCAAAGUCUGCCGCCUAUCCUCCACAGAAGAAGUUUCACAUUCCCGGGAACCCUGAAUACUUCAAUCUCAAGCGACGACGUCGUGACCUGACGAAUGCUCUCAACGCCGCCUGUGACAUAGGACCAACAACCCCGGAAGAAGUCCGAACUUCGAUCUUCAACUCAACCUGCUACGGCCCUUGUGCCACAUUCUCCACGGCAAUGGAUUACCUGACCACCAAGGCCGAAGACAGCUCAACCCGUGGCUGCUACGAUGUCUAUGACAUAUCCCACGAUUGCAGUUCUAUCUCCGGAUUGCCACUACUAGCAGAAUACUUCAGUCGCGCAGAAGUACAGACUGCACUGCACGUUCAUGACAACGGGCCCUACAGCGCAUGUAACUCGACGAUUCUGGCAACUCUGCUGGCAGCAGAGUCACCUGUACCACCGGAAUACUUUCUCCUGCCAUCUCUGAUUACACAGCACAACAUCUCGCUUCACCUCUACUCUGGAGAAUGGGAUAUGCUGAUCAAUCAUCUUGGCGCUGAGCUGUCGCUGCAGAAUAUGACGUGGCGCGGCGCACAAGGCCUUUCGAAGCCACCAAGUCAGCCGUUCUACGCUGACAAUGCGGCGCCUGACAAGACCAAGCUGUCAAAAUCUGCGCAUAGUUCGGCCCUCUCAGCUGCCAGUGAUUCGACGAAAGCGGCAGGUACAUGGGCUGAAGAACGUGGGGUAUCAUAUCACCUUUUCCGUGGUGCAGGACACAGUGUGUUCAUCAAUAAGCCUAGAGAGAUGUUCUCCUACGUGAGGGAUGUGGUGGUUUCCGCGAAAUCAGGUUGA